Messenger RNA from Cajanus cajan (pigeon pea), 1109 nucleotides. RefSeq names its product auxin-induced protein 15A-like. Lineage: Eukaryota; Viridiplantae; Streptophyta; Magnoliopsida; Fabales; Fabaceae. Gene Ontology annotation, biological process: response to auxin. The record is from RefSeq and is a predicted model, not a curated record.
AAGAAGAGAACCAACAUUAUACGCAUGAUCAUGAGACACUGUAUAUGAACCACAUUUUCUAUGUACGUCAAAUUCUAAGCAACACAGCAUGGAAUUUGCAUAAAUGAAGUUUCCAGUCCCCACCACCCUCAAUAAGUGUAACAUGUUACGUUGAUUCUUAAGUAAGUCCUCUAAGACAACACCAUAUGCCUUGUCCCUCAUUUGGUCCCUUGACUCCUAUCUCAUAUCCUUACUUCACAAAUAAUUCAAGUAGCCAAUGGUUUCUUACAUAUCCUUUUAUCUAUAUAUAUUCAUGGCUGCAAGCAUUUAGGACCAACACAAAUCAUUCACAUCCUAAAGCAUUCAAAAUUUUAAAGCUUAUUUUCAAUACUUUUCAAAUACCAUUCUCUUCUCAAGUCUCUAAACACAAUCAAUAAAACAAUGGGUUUUCGUUUACUUGGAAUCAAAAAGGCAUUAUUUGCAGCCAAUCAAGCAUCUUCAAAAGCAGUAGAUGCACCAAAGGGAUACCUUGCAGUCUAUGUUGGAGAGAAAAUGAAGCGGUUCAUGAUCCCUGUGUCAUACUUGAACCAACCUCUAUUCCAAGACUUGUUGAGUCGAGCUGAGGAAGAGUUUGGAUAUGAUCAUCCCAUGGGUGGCCUCACAAUUCCUUGCAGUGAAGAUGUCUUCCAACAUAUAACUUCUUGCUUGAAUAGACACUAAAUCUCACACUUUAAGAAGCUGACAUAGAUUAGUUGUGACAUUUUUGUAUAAUAGGCAUCUUCUCAACUUGUAAGGAUCUCCCUUUCUAGAGAAAUAGCGACAAGAAAAAUCAUCAGUUGACAAAAUCAAAGUAUAUCAUUCUUUUUUGUUUAAUGAGAAUGAAUUAAUUUGCUUAAGCACAUCUCUGUGUUUUUGUUUAUUAGUUACAGUAUUCGCUUCUCCCUGUACGAGCAAGGUUGAUUCCUAACAACGGUAGAGCAAAAGUAAUUUUUCCUAAGACCAAAGACAAAGUUCAAUUUAUUUGGGACAAAGUUGAAAUAUAUUUAGAAGUACAUGUGAAAUUAAAAUUUUGAUGUGCCAAGGCCGAAAUCACCCAUGACUAUGAGUAGUGACAGAUCCAAAUUUUUUAA